UUUCAAGCGACGCCAGUUCGCAUUGCGCUUCUUUCUUUCAUCUAGGGAGAGAACUGGAAGAAACUUUUUUCAAAAUUUUCCCUUUGUUUUUUUUCCAAUCGAGCGUGACAAUCAAGACUUGUGUCCGUCCGGACCAUGUUGCAGUUUCCGGGGUUCAUGACGCAGUUCCCGGAGUCGACGAGGAUGAUUCCGUCGUCGUUUCUGUUGCCGUCUCAGUGGCCUCAGCCCCAGAACGAGGAGCUCUUGCUCGCCCUGGAGGAGUCCGAAUUAGAUGAAAAGUAUAACGAAAUCAGAAAGUUGGAUAGCAACAUUGUUGUGAUUGGGAAAAGUGCAGCUGAGAACGAUAAAGAUGCAGACGAGGAAGACGCCGAUGAUGAUGACCCGGACAAUGCUGAGGAGUCUGAAGGUGAUGAAUUUGAACAGGAAACUGUAGAGACACUGACGUGAUUUUGAAGGAAGGGAAGUGGGAAGUUGUAUCCUGGAUAUCAGUUGAGAUUGUUAUCUUCUCCUCUCUGAACUGGAGGGACUAGAAAUAUUAGCUGUGGCGGCAUCUACCAUCCAUUUCUUCUUGUCAUUUCUCCUCUCUCGGUUGCGCUAAGCCAGGUUAUGUCUUCUUCUACAUAUCUCGAUGAAGAAAUCUGGGCCUUUUCCGAUAUUCAUGUUAUUCUACUAUUGGUUCUGGUAGUCGGGUGAAGUCCAUAUGUUCUCAUUUGUUCGCAAAGUGAGAGCGCACAGAAUUUGAUAGCUUGAUUUGUAACUGGUCAAGUGACCCUCUCUCUCCUCGUGAUUGAAUGGAUGAAUCCCGUGCUGCUGCUA
Rhodamnia argentea is the source of this 816-nucleotide messenger RNA. RefSeq lists its product as uncharacterized. The record is from RefSeq and is a predicted model, not a curated record. Gene Ontology annotation, cellular component: anaphase-promoting complex. Bases 136 to 447 code for a protein of 103 amino acids. The transcript has 3 exons. NCBI's taxonomy places the organism in Eukaryota, Viridiplantae, Streptophyta, Magnoliopsida, Myrtales, Myrtaceae. Gene Ontology annotation, biological process: regulation of mitotic cell cycle spindle assembly checkpoint.